Messenger RNA from Aspergillus viridinutans, 300 nucleotides. RefSeq lists its product as uncharacterized. NCBI's taxonomy places the organism in Eukaryota, Fungi, Ascomycota, Eurotiomycetes, Eurotiales, Aspergillaceae. The record is from RefSeq and is a predicted model, not a curated record. The transcript has 2 exons. Bases 1 to 300 code for a protein of 99 amino acids.
AUGAGUACGGGUAAUCCUGCGCCUGCUCCUGUUACCCCGAAGCGUCGGCCCGUUUCAUACUGGACCACGAUCUCUUACAUCAUGGAGAUUCCAAACCAAGUUCAGGAGCGCUAUCUCUCGAAGGGUCAUUUGCCACUAACAAGAUCGAAAGAGCUGGAAUCGCGGAAGACGCCUCCUUUAUCGCCGUUUUCGAUACAGCUCAAAAUGUCGUCCUCAGCCGAGCGAGAGCCGGUCUGUCAUUUCGGGUACUCGAACAUGUACCUCAUGCUGAGUUCCAGGAUACUCCUGAAGAAGCCUUGA